This is a messenger RNA of Hipposideros armiger (great roundleaf bat), 2383 nucleotides long. RefSeq names its product LMBR1 domain containing 1 (gene LMBRD1). NCBI's taxonomy places the organism in Eukaryota, Metazoa, Chordata, Mammalia, Chiroptera, Hipposideridae. The transcript is spliced from 16 exons. Gene Ontology annotation, biological process: protein localization to lysosome. The record is from RefSeq and is a predicted model, not a curated record. Gene Ontology annotation, cellular component: lysosomal membrane.
AUGGACUACCUGGAACAGAGAUGUCUCUAUUCACUUUAUGGCAACUAUAGGAGAGAGGACUCCAGAGAAAUGACUACUCCACAGAAGAAUCAGGAUCAAACAUUUACAGGUCCAAAGAGCAUGAAGCCAGCCUAUAAUGCCAAGCAGUUUCUAAGGCCGGGGGCGCCCAACGCCAGCAAAUUAGAAAGUCAUUUGGGCAUCUGUAAACGUUUUCUUGAGUCAGUAAUUCCUGGUGAGGAUUUCUGCUUACACACUGCCCAUUCCGACUUGGACACUAGGUACAAACUUCCUUUCUGGGAGGAAACUGAAACCCCUCAAGUUGGCUUGUAUCGCCAAAUACACCUACUCCAGCCCUCGUGGCGAUCCACGGCUUUUACAGUCCGUCAGCUUCGGCCGAAUCAAACAGCAUCUCAAAAAGACGGCGUUGCUGUGAGACAACACCCUCGCGUGGACCACCGCAUCUCCGGGGCUGUCAGAGGGGCUAUUUUGGCAUUCUGCUGGAUAUAUGUUCGUAAAUACCAAAGUCAGCGGGAAAGUGAAGUUGUCUCCACCAUAACAGCAAUUUUUUCUCUGGCAAUUGCACUUAUCACGUCAGCACUUGUACCAGUGGAUAUAUUUUUGGUUUCUUAUAUGAAAAAUCAAAAUGGUACAUAUGUGAUGGUGAAGAAUACAAUAACCACUAGCACAGUUUGGUGCCAUUGUCUAUUCAUGCUUAAUUUGCCAACAGUUUUACCAACCAUGGGUUAUGAACAUGUGUGCAAAUAUCAGUGUAGUGAAAAAGGGUGCGCGGGCGCCGCGGCCCUUGCACUCUCUCCCCUUUCCCCACCCCUUCGGCUCCAGGCGGGCCGGGCCGGAAGCGAAGAUGGCGGCGGCGGCGGAGGCUGCCGGCGCUGCCUCUGCGGAGCUGGUGAUCGGCUGGUGCAUUUUCGGCCUCCUACUACUGCCUUAUAUUCUGUUAUAUUAUUCUGUGUGUUCCUCUGGAUCCCUUUUGUCUACUUCUACUAUGAAGAAAAGGAUGAUGAUGAUACUAGUAAAUGCACUGUAAAUGGCUUAGCUGCCUUGUCAUUUUCCAUUAGUUCUCUGACCUUGAUUGGAAUGUUGGCAGCUAUAACUUACACAGCCUAUGGCAUGUCGGCAUUACCUUUAAAUCUGAUAAAAGGCACUAGAAGUGCUGCUUAUGAACGUUUAGAAAACACCGAAGACAUUGAAGAAGUAGAACAACAUAUUCAAACGAUUAAGUCAAAAAGCAAAGAUGGUCGACCUUUGCCAGCAAGGGAUAAACGCGCCUUAAAACAAUUUGAAGAAAGGUUACGAACACUUAGGAAAAGAGAGAGGCACUUAGAAUUCAUUGAAAACAGCUGGUGGACAAAAUGUUGUGGUGCUCUGCGGCCCCUCAAGAUCAUUUGGGGAAUAUUUUUCAUCUUAGUUGCAUUGCUGUUUGUAAUUUCUCUCUUCCUGUCAAAUUUGGAUAAAGCUCUUCAUUCAGCUGGAAUCAAUUCUGGUUUCAUAAUAUUUGGAGCGAACCUGAGUAAUCCACUGAAUAUGCUUUUACCUUUACUACAAACAGUUUUUCCUCUUGAUUAUAUUCUUAUAACAAUUAUUAUUAUGUACUUUAUUUUUACUUCAAUGGCGGGGAUUCGAAAUAUUGGCAUAUGGUUCUUUUGGAUUAGAGUAAGUAUAUUUUACAUUAUUUUUAUUUUUUUCAUCAUUUUGUGUAUAAUACAGACAAUGUGAAUACUGAGAUAUUCCCUAGGCCCUGAGUUUUUAAUGUAUUUUAACUAUAUUUUCAUCUUUCAGAGCAAUAUAACUUAUGAUUACCAUAAAGGCAAUUCAACCCCUUCUGUGCCAAAGAGGUGUGAUGCAGAUGCCCCUGAAGAUCAGUGUACUGUUACCCGGACAUACCUAUUUCUUCACAAGUUCUGGUUCUUUAGUGCUGCAUACUAUUUUGGUAACUGGGCCUUUCUUGGGGUAUUCUUGAUUGGAUUAAUUGUAUCCUGUUGUAAAGGGAAGAAAUCGGUGAUUGAAGGAAUCGAUGAAGAUGAAUCAGACAUAAGUGAUGAUGAGCCCUCUGUCUAUUCCAUCUGACAGCCUCCUGCCUUAAAGGUUUUAUGAAGCUCACUGAAAUAUCUUAUGCAUUUUUAAAGUGUUAAACUACAUUAGGAUGAACUGAGUAGCUUUCAUCAAAAAUGGGAGCAUGAGUAUUAAAAAAAAGUAUAUUUUUUAUGUUUUCUGAAGUAACAUUGUAUCACAGAUUAAUAAUUAAAAUUGCUAUAAUAAUACUAUGUAAAUAUAAAACUACUGGCUUUGUGAGGGAAUGUUUGUGGAAAUUUUUCUUCUCUUGUGUAUAGUAGUGUUGAAUUGAUUAAAAGUCUUCCAGAAUUAA